AUGGCUUCUCCGACUGCUCCCGCCUCCUUGUGGAGCCGGAAACGCGACUUGAUCUACUUCUCCUUCUUUGCUAUCCAUGUCCCCAUCAUUUUUCUGGUCGACGCAGCCCCGAUCCUCCCCACCGCCCUCCAAUCCAACCUUUCCCACACCCUCCGACAGUUCUACAUUGAUACGUACCAUGACAAGUUCUUCGAGGAGCCACCCGCCCCCUGGUUUUACUUCUUCAUACUUAUGGAGCUGUUCUACCAUGUGCCCGUAAGCGUCUGGGCACUUGGCGGCCUGAAGAGAGAUGACCCUCUUGUCCCCCUCCACCUCCUCAUUUUUGGUCUUCAGGCCUUCCUCACCUCCACAGUCUGUCUGGUCGAGGUCUGGAGUUGGGCAGAUCGCUCUGUAGCCCAAAAGCAGAACAUCAGCAUGCUAUAUGGGCCUUAUGUUGCUCUUGGUGCAUUCAUGGCACUGGAUAUGUUCUUUAGACUUCGGACAAGACUCCUAGUCAAGUCCAAGAAGGAGUAA
Aspergillus luchuensis is the source of this 513-nucleotide messenger RNA. Its product is annotated as EXPERA domain-containing protein. Bases 1 to 513 code for a protein of 170 amino acids. The record is from RefSeq and is a predicted model, not a curated record. Lineage: Eukaryota; Fungi; Ascomycota; Eurotiomycetes; Eurotiales; Aspergillaceae. The transcript is spliced from 4 exons. Gene Ontology annotation, cellular component: endoplasmic reticulum.